AUGACGAGCUCCCCCGAGGUGACCAGCAUCAACCAGGAGGCGCUGGUGCUCACUGCCAAGGCCACGGAACUCUUUGUUAAAUAUGGCAGUGGAAAAGAAAAGGAGGCACUCACCUCCAGUGACUUAUCAAAUACUGCAGAGGAGUCAGAAGCUUUUCAGUUCGUUGCAGAUAUAUUACCAAAGAAGAUUUUAGCUAGUAAAUAUCUGAAAAUGCUUAAGGAAAAGAGGGAAGAAGAAGAGGAAGUGAAUGACAACAAUGAUGAGAGUGAGGUCGAUGAAACGGAAUUCUACCCCCCCAAAAAUCAGCCUGGUGAGGACCCUCCUGGAUUAGCACCUUGA
Molecule: messenger RNA, 339 nt
Organism: Dama dama (fallow deer)
Lineage: Eukaryota; Metazoa; Chordata; Mammalia; Artiodactyla; Cervidae
Product: chromatin accessibility complex protein 1-like
Exons: 2
Coding region: 1-339 (112 amino acids)
Molecular function (GO): protein heterodimerization activity
Source: RefSeq, a predicted model, not a curated record